Molecule: messenger RNA, 2942 nt
Organism: Lampris incognitus (smalleye Pacific opah)
Lineage: Eukaryota; Metazoa; Chordata; Actinopteri; Lampriformes; Lampridae
Product: PWWP domain-containing DNA repair factor 3A
Exons: 13
Coding region: 186-2312 (708 amino acids)
Source: RefSeq, a predicted model, not a curated record
CCUGAGAUCGUCUCUACGCUGCUUUUGUCGAAUGCUUCCAAUCUGAUGUACGACUUGAAACCCUGGUGACUUCAACGAACAGUAUUAUAAACUCUCAGACAUAAAUGUGUUGGAUUCAAGCUCACAACGAUAGCGUCCUGCUAAAACGCUCAAGCACGAUAGUCUGGAUUAGCUAAUUUCCUCAGAUGACGGCCUCUCUUUACUCUAUACAGAAGGAUAUGCAACAGUCAAACUAUGAAUCUUUCAAUCAUUCUGUUGGAGAACCAAGCCAAUUAAGGGUGAAGGAAAAGAUCUCUGAUAAUCCACUGACCACAACCCUAUCACCAGAGAGACUGCUUGAUAACCCACAGAAAGUUCUCUUCAGUGAAUCAGAGGAAAAGCCUCUCUAUGGGAAGUCUGCAAAGGGUUGUAUGAAGUUGCGAGGUAGGUCAGCAUGUGAAGUUGCAGAGCCUCCCUCUGAACGCUGUUUGCGAUCGAAAGCACUGAAGAAGCCUCUGAAUGGGUCGCCUAUAUCUGAGGCAGAAAAAAGUCAUCUGGGGUGCUCUUCCAGAACACACAAAAAGCCACAUGAUGAAACAUCUCUGACUAACACUAGUACAAAGACUGUGGAUGUUCCAGUCAAAGAUGUCAAAAAGCUGAAUAUUGAUGAUCUGUUGAAUGGGCCUCAAAGAAAAAGAGGACCUAAAAAAAGGUCUCUUGGGAAAAGGGACUCAGACAUGCUUUCACCUCUAGCCACAGAACAGUCUGGUUGCAGCAGUUCUCCCAUUCGCAGCCUUUGCACUGCCAAUUCCUUAGCAAACACACCAAAGAGAUGGAAGGGAAGGACGCGGUUGACGCAAGUAGCUUUUCUUGGCUCUACACUGGAUCGUAACCCAGCCACUGAUAACCUGUUUACUGCCACACUGUCUGCCCUGGGAGCCAAGCAAGAAGAUCCAGAGCAUACCAGCCAAUCAGAGACACCAGAAUUAAAUUCACCAUGCAAGAAAUCUAAGGCUCAACAUCGACGUAGAAGUCCUAAGGCUGUGCCAGAAACUACUCGGCCCAGAUCAGCCAGGAGGCGAGUGAAAAUGGAGCAGUUGCAUAUUUGUAGAACAAAUGAUUGCCCUCCAGCCAAGAGACGGCGCGGGAAGGGACAGAAGAUCUUAAAAGGAGAUGUAAAGAUGAAUGUCACUGCACAGCCACCUCAGGGAUGCAGGCCGAGAUACUCAAAAGAGCAAGAAAGGAUAACUCAAGACGAGACUUCUGAGUCUUCAGACCUUUCUAUAGAGCUAAGUCAACAUGAAGACCAGCUGUCCUCGCUCUCUGAGGAGGAGGAGGAACUACCAAGUUUCUUAACGCAGGCAGAUGAAAAACCCCCAUCCAUUUCAGAAGGAGUGUUUGUGUGGUGCAAAUUGAGGACUUAUACAUUCUGGCCUGCACUGGUUAAAAGUGUGAACCGUAAACUGAAAAGAGCAAGCAUCUUGUUCAUUGAGAACCCAUUGAUUGACAUAAAGAGGAAAGGGUUUACUGUGGCUCUUAAAACCUUAAAGCCGUUUGACUGUAAAGAGGCCAGUCAGUUGAUGAAUAAAGCCAAAGAGAAGUAUGGUGCCACCAUUGAAUGGUCCCUAGAGCUGAUAUCUGACUAUAGAAUUCGUAUUGCAUGUAGCUCAUUUACUGGUUCCUUCAUUGAAUACUUGGCUCAUGAUAUGAGCUAUCCAGUACGGAAGAAGUACCCACAAGGAUCCUCAGAAAUAUUAACCAUUCCCAGUAAGCUGGUAAUGGAGGAGCAUGUCAUUGGUGAGCAGCAGGAGGAGAUGGUCAAGUGUUCAAAGAGGCUGCUGCCUGAUCGGACCCAUGCCGCCCAUAACCGUGCUAACAAUAAGCUGGUGCACUUCAUUGUCAAGGAGCGCAAGGCGGAAAAAUACCUACUGGCUAUAAUCAGUGGACAGCAGUGUUCCAGGUGGCUACACUCAUUCCUUAGUAGGGGUCAAAAGCAGAUGGUGGAGACCUACUUGGAGGAGGAUGCGCAGUUAGACCAAGUCUACCAGUACCUGAAUGAACUUUAUUGCACAGCCCCUGCAACUGCUCCCUGCUUGGCCAACAUGAAGUUCACUGAGUGUGUCCGCUUUGUCCUAGAUGUGCUCCUACCUGAGGCCAUCAUUUAUGCCAUUGCUGGAGUGGAUAAUGUGUCAUUAAGAAAUGCAGAGGAAAAGUACCUAAAAGGACGACGUAUAAGCAACAGAGAAAAACAGGAGAUUGACUGGAUGAUUGAACAACAGAUGAAGAUGAGAUCAGUGCGUCAGAGUACUGCACAUGCAACAGCACCUCCCUGACUAUUCAUAUACUCCAGCUUAUUUUGGAGGAUUCAUGUAUACUGGAAUUACAAAAUAAUUUAUUUUGCUUUAUACCACGAACCUUUGCCCCCCCCCCCUUUUCUCCCCAAUUCUACAUGGCCAAUUACCCCACUCUUCCGAGCCAUCCCGGUCACUGCCCCACCGCCUCUGCCAAGCCAGGGAGGGCUGCAGACUACCACAUGCCACCUCUGAUACAUGUGGAGUCGCCAGCCGCUUCUUUUCAUCUGACAGUGAGGAAUUUCACCUGGGGGACGUAGCACGUGGGAGGAUCACGCUAUUCCCCCCAGUUCCCCCUUCCCCUCUAACAGGCGCCACAGCCGACCAGAGGGGGCGCUAGUGGAGCGACCAGGACACAUACCCACAUCCGGCUUCCCACCCACAGACACGACCAAUUGUGUCUGUAGGGACGCCCGACCAAGCCAGAGGUAACACAGAGAUUUGAACUGGUGAUCCCCAUGUUGGUAGGCAACGGAAUAGACUGCCAUGCCACCCAGACGCCCCAAGGUCCUUUUUAAUUUCUUUGGCUUUGUAAAUAUACACUCUGUGUUAAAAUGUACUGCCAAGUGUGACUUUUAAAGUUGAAUAAAAAGGGGGGUAUUUGUUUGUUUG